CGCAGGUUUUUUUUCGAUCAUAUAUGGGUGCUCUAUAUGUUGCCUGAUAGAUUUAGGAGCUAUUGUACAUUUACGGCAACAUGAUAAUAACACACCGUGUUCGAUCCGUAGCUCACUAUAAUCAUAUAAAACAAAUGCGAUGGAACUAAAGCUCUGUUUAUCGCGGAGAAAGGCAGAUUUUACUAUUUAGGAAAGGCAUCUGUUAGGUCGUCAAAUUAAAACUGCAAGGACCCGGGCGGAAGUUGCGUUUCAUUUUUGGAUGCACAUGUGUUUUUACAGAGCAACAUGGAUGAUCAUAUGGAGUUAGUAGCUGGGUGUUAUGAACAAAUUCUUUUUGGUUAUCGGGUACAGCGAGAUGGGGAGCAUUGGGUGGCUACAGCAGAUUUUACAAAUCAUGCCCACACUGCCUCUUUGUCUGUAGUUGCUGUAAAUAACAGAUUUGUGGCUACUGGAAGCAAAGAUGAAUCCAUUCAAAUUUAUGACAUGAAGAAGAAGGUAGAGCAUGGCGUCUUGCUGCACCACAAUGGGACCAUAACUUGUAUGGAGUUUCAUGGUAACACACACUUGCUCAGUGGAGCAGAAGAUGGGUUGAUUUGUGUAUGGAAUACCAAAAAGUGGGAAUGUCAACAUUCCUUCAAAGCACACAAGGGACAGGUCUCAUCUCUUUCAAUACACCCUUCUGGAAAGAUAGCUUUGUCCGUGGGGACAGACAGAACAUUAAGGACAUGGAAUCUUGUUGAAGGUCGAUCAGCUUUUAUUAAAAAUAUCAAACAAAAUGCACAUAUAGUCCAGUGGUCUCCAAAUGGAGAGAAAUAUAUAAUUAUAAUACAUAAUAAGGUGGAUGUGUACAAACUUGAGACCGCAUCAGUUAUUGGCACCAUAAAUAAUCCAAAAAGGAUUUCAUCAGUACGCUUCAUUACAGAUUCUCUCUUAGCUGUGGCCGGGGACGAGGAAGCAAUCAGAUUGUAUGACAUUGACUCACAGAACUGCCUAUGUGAGUUUAAAGCUCAUGAAAACAGAGUGAAAAGUCUGCACAGUUUUGAACAUGAAGGAUCGCAUAUUCUUGUAUCUUCAUCAAGUGACGGUUACAUUAAGAUGUGGAAAAUUGAUAUUGCGCAGCUUGAGACUCCUCCAGCCUUGCUAUGUGAAGUCAGCACAUCAGCCAGACUUACGUGUCUUUCGGUUUGGCUUCCAGCUGUGGUGAAAAGCAAAGAGCAAGCCCCUGCAGAUACUGCAGCUGCAAACAUAACUGAGAUUUCAAAAAAGAGAACAAGCUGUCAAAAUGAGAAAACGAAAAGAGAGGAAACGGAUGAACCAGAAACACAAGUGGAACAAAAGAGAAGGAAACUGGCCAGCAAACAAGGGAAGAAGAAAAAAAAGAAGCUGGAAAACAAAGACUGAGUUCACAAAUCAUUUAUUUGUGAACUAUAUAAUUUUUGUGAAAGAACAUAAAUGAAAACCUGAUAUUUUUGGGUAUAAAGAUUGGUAAAUUUAUUUUUACUUAUUACUUUUGUGAAAAUAGUAUAGAUAGGUAAUAUUUAUCAGUGCUAUGUGUUAUUACCAACACAAUUCAACAUAUAUCAGAGAAAACUCUUAAAUUAAUUGGUUAAACACAGUGAAUAUAAAAAAAAAACUAAAUUCAAGCUCUAAGAAAUUGGAAAAUUGUAAUUUUUACAAUGCCCCUUUAACAGAAAGUUAAAGUGAUGGUAAACCUUCCCCUUUGUAUAAAAAGAUCCGGAAUGUUAGCGAUAAUUUAAAUGGAGUUUAAUUAGUCAGUUGUAAUGAAGAUGCGCUAUAACCUACUUUUUAAUGUAGCACUGAAUUUCAAAUACCUCGUGCUCCGGCCGCUCUCUUCAAAAGUAAUUUAUUUUGUGAGCCAAUGGUUUGAACUGUUCUCCAAUUGGUGCUUUUAGCUUAAAAAAAAUAAUUGUAAGAGUGCCUGAUGGUUUUCCGGAUCUGCUUAUAAAAAGGAGAAAGUUUACCAUCAUUUGAAGUCUACCAGAGGUCUGAACUCAAGCGUUUUUACUUAUUGGAAUCUCAAAUCUUUCUAUGCUUCUGUACAGUGAAUUAAAUAAAAAAAAGUUAAAACA
Bombina bombina (fire-bellied toad) is the source of this 2090-nucleotide messenger RNA. It is a transcript of the gene PAK1IP1, whose product is annotated as PAK1 interacting protein 1. Gene Ontology annotation, molecular function: protein binding. The transcript is spliced from 10 exons. The record is from RefSeq and is a predicted model, not a curated record. Bases 286 to 1401 code for a protein of 371 amino acids. Lineage: Eukaryota; Metazoa; Chordata; Amphibia; Anura; Bombinatoridae.